Molecule: messenger RNA, 2739 nt
Organism: Canis lupus familiaris (dog)
Lineage: Eukaryota; Metazoa; Chordata; Mammalia; Carnivora; Canidae
Gene: ARHGEF16
Product: Rho guanine nucleotide exchange factor 16
Exons: 15
Coding region: 58-2265 (735 amino acids)
Biological process (GO): activation of GTPase activity
Molecular function (GO): protein binding; guanyl-nucleotide exchange factor activity
Source: RefSeq, a predicted model, not a curated record
GCCUCAGAAGAGCCCCACAGAUGGCAUCAUCCUCAUGCUUUCACUGACCAGGGAGAAAUGGUGCUGAGAGGCCCUGGGGCUGACCCAACUUGGAUCUGCAGGCCCCCAGGACACUGGCCAGUCAGCAUGUCCCAGCGACACUCGGACAGCUCCUUGGAAGAGAAGCUGCUGGAAUACCGCUUCCACUCAGAGCUACGGCUUGAUGCCAAGGGGAACCCGGCGUCAGGGCUCCCGAUGGUCCGGGGCUCCCUGCAGGUGGUCAGGGACAAUGCCCCCUUCCAGGUGGAUACCUCAGGGCCCCCACCUCUGUCCCCUAAGGACCAGGAGUCACGGACCGUGAUCCUGAGCACGCAGAGCCCUGCAGCCCUCAAGAUGGGCACUCAGCAGCUGAUCCCCAGGAGCCUGGCCGUGUCCAGCAAGGCCAAGACCCCAGCCCGCCACCAGAGCUUCGGGGCUGCCGUGCUCAGCAAGGAGGCUGCCCGGCGGGACCCCCAGCUCCUCUCAGCCCCCAGCUUCUCCCUCGACGACAUGGAUGUGGACAUGGGCUCCGAGGGAGCGCUGAGACGGAACCUGCGGAACCGAUCAUACAGGGCGGCCAUGAAGGGCCUGGGGGCUCCCAGUGGGGACAGGGGCCCCAGCCAGCUCAGCCCCAAGCUCCAGGCUCUGGCCGAGGAGCCCAGCCAGCCUUCUGCGCGGGGCCCGGCCAAGAAUAAGUUUGCGCAGAAGACGCUGGGGCGGAAGCGCGCCCACAAGGGCUCCUUCAAGGACGACCCCGGGUUCUACCAGGAGAUCCGGGAGCGGGGCCUGAACACCAGCCAUGAGUCCGACGACGAUAUGCUCGAUGAGCCGCCCAGCCCCGAUGGCACAGGAAGGGCAGAUGCGCCCAUCGUGGUCAAGAGCUACCGGCCUGCGCAGAUCACCUGGAGCCAGCUCCCAGAGGUGGUGGAGUCGGGCCUCCUGGACACGCUGCCCCCCGAGGAGCGCAAGAGGCAGGAGGCCAUCUUCGAGAUCCUCACGUCAGAGUUCUCGUACCAGCACAGCCUGAGCAUCCUCGUGGCCGAGUUCCUGCACUCCAGGCAGCUACGGGCCACAAUGACCCAGACAGAGCACCACCACCUCUUCUCCAACAUCCUGGACGUGCUGAGCGCCAGUCAGCGGUUCUUCGAGGACCUGGAGCAGCGGCACAAAGCACAGGUGUGCGUGGAGGACAUUAGCGACAUCCUGGAGGAGCACGCCGAGAAGCACUUCCACCCCUACGUUGUCUACUGCUCCAACGAGGUCUACCAGCAGCGCGCCCUGCAGAAGCUGACAAGCAGUAAUGCUGCCUUUCACGAGGCCCUGAAGGAGAUCGAGAAGCGUCCCGCGUGCGGGGGUCUCCCCAUGAUCUCCUUUCUGAUUCUCCCCAUGCAGAGGGUAACCCGGCUGCCCCUCCUGACAGACACCCUCUGCCUCAAGAGUCAAGGCCACCCUGAGAGAUACAAGGCCGCCAGCCGCGCACUCAAGGCCAUCAGCAAGCUGGUGAGGCAAUGCAACGAGGGAGCCCAUAAGAUGGAGCGCACAGAGCAGAUGUACACGCUGCAUACACAGCUGGACUUCGGCAAAGUCAAGUCCCUUCCUCUGAUCUCUGCCUCCCGCUGGCUGCUGAAGCGUGGGGAGCUCUUUGUGGUAGAAGAAACCGGGAUUUUCCGAAAACUGGCCAGCCGGCCGACGUGCUACCUAUUUCUGUUCAAUGACGUCCUGGUGAUUACCAAGAAGAAGAGCGAGGACAGCUUUCUGGUACAGGACUAUGCCCAGGUGGACCACAUCCGGGUCCAGAAGAUGGAGCCCUCCGACCCCUCUCUGGUGGGGGGUAGUAGCCGCAGCUCCUUGGUGCCACACGUCUUCCAGGUGACCAUGCUGCACAACAGCGAGGGCCGCCAGGAGAAGAUCCUGCUGUCCUCCGACUCCGCGAGUGACCGGGCCCGGUGGAUCACGGCGCUCACACACAGGGAGAGGCAGGGACGGGGCCCCACCAACAAGGGAGACCUGCUCCAGGUCGAGGUCACCAAGGCUUACUUGGCCAAGCAAGCGGAUGAGAUCACGCUGCAGCAGGCGGAUGUGGUCCUGGUGCUGGAGCAGGAGGAUGGAUGGUUCUAUGGCGAGAGGCUGAGAGAUGGGGAGAUGGGCUGGUUCCCUGAGGACUUUGCCCGGUGCAUCACCAGCCGUGUGGCCGUGGAGGGCAACGUGCGCAGGAUGGAGCGGCUGCGUGUGGAGACGGGCGUGUAGCCUGUUGUGCCCAGCACGGAGGCCAGGCUGCUGCUUCAUGCCGUGCUCCAGGAAGCAGCCUGGUCCUUGGAGUGCGGUGCGCUUGUCCUAGGAGCCCAGACAGUCCGUGGGUCUCCGUGAGGCCCCGUGGUCCGCAGUGCCGGAUCCAGACACUUCCAGGGAGGGCGAUCACAUGUGCUGCCCGCCCCCGGGAGCAUCUCCAAGCAAGCUCUCAGGGCCACAGCAGCCCGACCCCCGGCCUCCCCCGGCGUCCUGCACACCCCUAGGGCAAUGGUGCAGGGCAAGUGAUGCAGGAUGUGGGCCCAGCUUCCUCCCUGUCCCCCCCGCCCAGCCCCCUGCCUGUGGGACAAAGGGCCUGAGCGUCCAGGGCAGCCCCACUUACUGAGCGGAGGUCCCCGAGGGAGAUGACCCUACAGAGCCAGUGCUGAGAUCCUGGGGUUUUCAUACACAUUAAAGUAUUUUUUAACACCUGGA